UCAAAUUUUAAACGAAGUUAGUCAGUGUUUAAGAGAAACUGUUGGUAUUACUUGAUUGAAAAUGAUGCGCAAAUUAUUCCUUCUUCUGUGUGCCGUUUGGAUAGUUUCCUCACAGAGGACACAUUUGAUAGCAGAUGGUAAUUCUGCUGGCACAUAUGGCCUGUUGAAUAGAAUUCUUGGAGGAACGGCCAAUUCUCCAUCGUACGAAGUACCAGAUUGCGUUCAUCCGAUUCAGCAUAUCACGCAGCAGGUUGAUACAGAGCUUGGAGCGCCAGUUUUUGUGUUUCAUUCACAUGUUGACCUUGAUAACGAUCGUUGCAGAGUGUUUGACAGACUUCGAACAGAAAUCAAAACCCAUAAUCCCAGUCCAGACUUUUUGAAAGGCUUCUAUGGCGAAACAGUGUCGUACUCAUGGGACUUUAAGCUAGAUGCACAAUUUCAACCAGCAACCAGUUUUACUCACAUAUUUCAGGUGAAGGCUGUUGGAGGAGAGGACAGCCAGCCGUUCAUCACCAUUACGCCAAGAUUAACAUCUGUUGGAACGACAUUAUUGCAAUUAAUUCACUCCGGCUUCAACUCAGCCCAAUCUACAAUCUGGCAAGGUCCACUGGCAAAUUUCCUUGGUAGAUGGAUUCACGUUGAGGUAGAGUAUCUUUGCGCUGUCGCAGGCAGAUUCCACAUGACCAUGACCCGCAAGGAUACAGGCCAGCAAUUGAUGACUUUUACAAGCAAUAAUAUUGAAAUGUGGCGAACUGGAAAUACGUUCCAAAGACCAAAAUGGGGUGUCUACAGAAGUCUGAACAAUCGUGCCAGUCUUCGGGAUGAACGUGCUUUCUUCAAUAAUUUCUGUUUGGCUAAACAUCCCUACCGUUGCAUUACAAACUAAAUACAAUUUUCUGAGACAAUGUUGAAAAUUACCUCUACAUCUUGUUGAAUACAAUAUGGUUGAGAAGUUUGAGUGGCA
Molecule: messenger RNA, 964 nt
Organism: Bradysia coprophila
Lineage: Eukaryota; Metazoa; Arthropoda; Insecta; Diptera; Sciaridae
Source: RefSeq, a predicted model, not a curated record